AAAGAAAUUAAUAUUCUAUCAUUGUAUCUUCUUUGAAAAUGAAGCAUUUUCCUGCGAGCUUUUUCUUUUGGAAUAUUUUGUGAUUCCACUCAAAGCAUAUGAAAUUGAGCUUUGCUAUUAAUUUGCAGCCUAUCCGUAGUAAGAUGCGUUUUUUUUAUGCUGUUGAUCAGCAGAUUGAGACGUACGAGCCGUUUACAUGGAUUGGAUUGUGGAGAAGGAAGUUCGAUUCGUCUAACCCUUGAGAGAACGAAUCUAGAGGUAGACAAAUUUGGGCUAUCUGGAUUUGGAGUGGGGUUUAGGGUUUUGGGGAAGGGUCGAAACGAAAAGAAUCAAUGCAGAGGCAGAGCGUGAAUAUGAAGAGCCAAAGCGAAGAGAAUCAAUGGAGAAAUGGGGUUUGCCGGACCAGUGUGUUUUUGCAUGGGUAUAUAUACUUUGCUUUUCCACGUUAAGUUCUCUCCAUUGAUUUGCGCAACGAGGAAGAAAAGAACUGGGUCUUCCAUGGGUUCUCUAGAAAAAGGAGGGUGAAAGAUCUGGUUAGAGAAUCGGACAUAACAUGCUCGACGUAAUGUCCCAGUGAAACAUUAUAGGAAACGAUUCCUCGAAGCAGGAAUCAAUUUCUAUUGUCUGUAGAAGAGAAGGAAUCCUUUGAACGGGGUGACGAUAUUCAUUGCAGUAUAGUUUAUGUUUUGAAUUUGGUGUGAGACUGUUGCGUUGCUCGGCUUUAGUUUUCAGUAAUCCAAAAGCCUCUGAUCUCUUUCAAAGGUUUUACUUGAAGGAAAACAUCACCGCUCUGCUUGCUUGUUCAGGUAGAGCAGUGGACUCCAAUUGAUUCCACAUUACAAGAGCUCUCAAUUGUUUCGUUAAACUGUGUUGUCUAAGGCAAUUUAGCUGAAGGAUUCUCAACAAAAACGUGCAUCACUGCAUCAAUCGAUUUGCAGUGACAUAUGGAGCAAAAGCAGGAGAAUAAGCAGGAGCAGUUCCUAUCAUAUGAUUAUAAAAGAGUUCAUUCAAUCAGUAUCCUAUCUGAGCUGGAGAUUCUGUUAUUUCAGUGUCAGAACAGUUUAUCCAAACCCCUGAAAGAUGUCAGCCGUUCUGACAAUGAAGGCUCUGGUAAAGGAUCUUAUAAGGGCAAAAGGGCAUCCCGUUGGGUAGGGGUUAAAAAGCUUCUAUGUGCGUUAAGGCACAAGAACGUGGCUGCAAACCAAGUAAGCUACGAGAGUGGCAACGAGAGCGUAAAGUCACAAAACCAAAGCGAAGAAGAGAAAGAUAUCUGGGCAUUGCGAAUUGUCAUUGGUCGAAUUAAAACAAUACUUAAGGAUAAAAAACAAUAUGGAGCUUAUACUCGUGUGUCGAAGGAUCUUGAUGAGAAAGCCGAUGAAUUGAAAGGAAUUCUAAAGAAUAUACUGAAGGAGAAGAAUAUACUGAAGGAGAUGGCUCUGCCAUCUGAGACUAUGUCCAAAAUCAAGAGGAUCAGCAAAGACAUCUCUAAACUGAAGUCAGAUAUGCUUGGGAAGAAGAGAGAUCUAUACUUGCCCGGUCUGCAUGGGAAUAGUAAAGAGUUCCUUGAUAUCUUAGCUGCCGAAGUCAUAGAGAAAAUCUCGGGGCUUGACAUCGUUGGCAUGCUAUGCUUGUUGAGCUUCACUGUCUUCCCAGAGAAUUGUGAGGUUAAAAAGACAAUGUUGAUGUACUGGUGGAUUGGAGAAGGCUUUCUUCCUGCUAAAGGUGCCGAAGGUGCUAAAGAUGCUGAAGUGAAAGCAGAAAAAAUUCUUGAUGGAUUCUCAAGGAGAGGAUUGAUUGAGCCUGUUAAAGAUGACCGGAAACUAAAGCCAAACAGUUAUAAGAUGGAUCCCCAUGUUCAUUCUGCGGUUAUCUAUUUAGCAGAAAAAUUGAAUUUCUUUCAAAUCUAUGAAAAUAAAAAGAAAAAGCCUUCCAUGGCAGUAUCAAAAAAGCAUAAGGUUUGCUUGGUAGAAGGGUCCUCGUUGCAGAAAGAGGCAAAAUUGUCUAAGAUGAAGAAGAACCUCGACACUGUGAAGACGGUGUUCAAUUCUUCUGAACGGUUUCCCGAUUUCACAUUCAAGUGGUUUCAGCAUAUGAAUGCGCUUAAGGUUCUUUAUAUAGGAAGAUGGGAACGAACCCCUAAAUGCCACAUUGAGGUAGAAAGCACCGAGUUUCUGGAGAAUAUAAAGACCAUGAAAGAGCUAAGGCUUGUAAGUUUCCAAGGGAUAUCGAGAAUUGAAAAGCUCGAUAAGUCCAUUUGUCAGCUCUCCAAGCUGGUGAUCUUGGAUCUCAGGUCAUGCUACAACUUGGAGGUCCUUCCGGAUGAUAUAGACUCACUUGAGAAUCUUAUUUACUUGGAUGUAUCGGAGUGCUAUAUGCUUGAUCGCAUGCCCAAGGAAAUUUCCGAACUCUCGAAGCUACAAGUUCUUAAAGGCUUUGUGGUCAGUGAUGCCGACGAGGAAAAUUGUUGUACGCUUUCUCAGUUGGAACGCAUGACGAGCCUGAGAAAACUGAGCAUCAACAUAAACAAAUACGAUCUCAAGGUAGAAGACUUGAUGAAGUCAUUGACUAAGCUUACUCAACUCAAGAGUCUGAAAAUAGCAUGGGGAGCCCGAUUUGGGAAGGACGAGAAGGAAGGCACCGACACGACGUGGUUUAGCAAAGCAUGGAGGAAGAAAGAAAAGGCAAUUAGGCUAAAGUUACAACACAAAAGCACGAAUGAGAAAGAGGGGGACCAAGGAGAUAACAAGGGGAAGACAAGCAUGGAUAAGAGAGGAGAUGCAGAAGAGAAAGGAACACUCCCAUUAGAGUCAAAAGACAGAGUUCAAUACAGGAAGGAAGACGAUAUAGGAACUAGCAAAACAAAGAUGAAAGGAGGAGAUGGAAAAGUUGAGAAGGUUGAUCUAGAAGAACCCAAGGAGCACGGUGGGUUAGAAGUAGAGACCCAAAAGUCAGGCAAAGCUGUCGAGCAAGAUAAGAAGGCGAGUCCUUCACAAGAACUAGAACGUGCUAUCUCGAAGAAGCAAGAUGGUCACAAAGGAGAAGAUAAAGAGCAAAAGAAACAAGAUGGAGAAGAAGCCAAGAUUGUUGAGGAAGAUAAGAAGCCAAGUCCUUCACAAGAACUAGAACGUGUUAUCUCGAAGGAGCAUGAUGGUCACAAAGGAGACGAAGAGCAAAAGAAACAAGAUGGGAAACAGGAUGGAGAAGAAGCCAAGACCCAGAAGUUAGACAAGGUUGUUGAGGAAGGUAAGGAGGCGAGUCCUUCGCAGGAACCGAAACCUGUGAUUCCCAAAAAAUCAGAUAAUCACAAAGGAGACAAUGAAGAGCAAAAGCAGGAAGAUGGGAGAAAGGAGGUUGAUGGAGAAAGAAGAAAGGAGCAGGGCGGGGAAGAAGAAAAGAUCCAAAAGUCAGACCAGGUUAUCCAGGAAAAUAAGAACAUGAUUCCCUCGCAAGAACCAAAAGGCAUGAUCCAGAAGAAGCAAGAUGCUCAUAAAGCAGAGAACAACGAGCAAAUGAAAGAAGGUAGGAAAAAGGAGGUUGGUCAAGAUGAGAGCAAGGAGCGUGGUGGAGAAGAAGCAGAGAUCCAUAAGUCGGACAAGGUACAAGAAGGUGAGUCCUUUGCAGGAAUGAAGAAACCCUUAAUCCAGAAGAAGCCAGAUGGUCCAAAAGGAGACAACAAAGGGCAGAACAAAGAAAAUGGGAAAACGGGGGAGGUUGAUGUAGGAGAAGGCAGAAAGCAUGAUGGGAUAGAUACAAGGAGCAAUAAUACACAAGAGAUAGUCGAGGAAGAUAAGGAAAAGAAUGCUUCCCGAGAAUCAAACGCCACAAUCCAUAAGGAGCCACAUGAUAACAAAGGAGACAAUGCGGUCAUGAAAAACACUGCAGCAAAGUCAUCGGGCCCCGGUAUAGACAAGAAGAGCAAGAUUAAAGAGUGUAACGAUGCAUCAAUUAUAUCCAAAAAAGAAAAGAGAACAGCCAAAAAACCAGAAUCAAAUGGCACAUACAAGUUACCUCCCACCUUGAAGACUUUGGAGCUAGAAGGUUUCCCUGAGGAAGAGCUACCCACGAGUUGGCUGAAACCUGAUGAUCCUGGAAUACUAGAGAAGCUCGCCAUCAGAGGAGGAAAAGUGAGUAGAAUCGGCGGCAAAACAUCAAAUGAAGAUAUCAAAUACGACAUUAAGGUCUUACGUUUGAAGUACUUGGAUGAGUUCAAAGCAGAGUGGAAAGAUUUGCAAGCGCUGUUUCCAAAUAUGAUUCUCUUGGAGAAAUACAAAUGUCCAAAGGUCACAUUCUGUCCCACUGAUGCUAAUGGAGUCUGGAGGAGGCCAUUACCACAGGCAUCCACGCGAAAGCCCAAAUAAGUUGACUGCCAGAAGCCUUGACUUCCUUUAGUUGUUGUUACCUAUCUGUAUCUUAAUACCCUGAAUAAAUACACAUCUCCUAUUUGUGUAAACCA
Messenger RNA from Tarenaya hassleriana, 4453 nucleotides. RefSeq lists its product as uncharacterized. The transcript has 6 exons. NCBI's taxonomy places the organism in Eukaryota, Viridiplantae, Streptophyta, Magnoliopsida, Brassicales, Cleomaceae. The record is from RefSeq and is a predicted model, not a curated record. Gene Ontology annotation, biological process: defense response to other organism. The coding region runs from base 945 to 4358 and encodes 1137 amino acids.